Molecule: messenger RNA, 3592 nt
Organism: Castor canadensis (American beaver)
Lineage: Eukaryota; Metazoa; Chordata; Mammalia; Rodentia; Castoridae
Source: RefSeq, a predicted model, not a curated record
UGGAAAGGAGAACAAAACUGUGCUGAGCUGUCAUGUCCUUCGGUUCCCCUGUGGUAUUGGUUAUGAUGUAAUGUGUACUUGUACAGCUAACAUAUGUGCGAGGGGACAGGUUCAUGUACUUUCUUUGCAGAGACCAAAGAAGACCAGAGGGACUUGGCCAAUUGCUGAUAUGGAACCAGUGCCAUCAGUAGGCAAAUUGGUGCACAUAACUGUGACAGAUGGAUAUGAUUUGAGAGGUGUUAAAGGAGAUACUCCAGUUACUUUUGUUCGUGCAGAAUUCAAUCAGGUGGUUCUGGGAGACUCUGCAAAAAUUACUGUUUCUCCAGAAGGAACUGCAAAGUACAACUUCAAUAGCAGUUUUGAGUUCAAUCUUGAAGGCGGAAUCAGUUUCAAUGACAUCGCUCACAAACCUGUAUUCUUAACUGUGACAGAAGUUUUACCAAAGGAAAAGAAACAGAAAGAUGAGAAGACAUUAGUUCUUGGUCAAGCUGUGGUGGAUCUUCUUCCUUUAUUGGAAGGAGAAAGUUCAUUUGAAACCACUGUUCCAUUGCAUCCUGUGCAGGGCUCACCCUUAGAAAGUCCUCGACCAGGCUUUAAGCAAUGCACGCUUGAAGUUAAGGUAUUUGUGGCAGAGCCCCUACUGACCGCAGCCCAGGUCUUAGAGAGCAAUCUACUGAAGGUCACAUUGGAGGCUGCCUACUCUAUACCUGACUCAUUCAUUCCUGUAGGGCCUCAACAGAACUACAUGGUUGGUCUGCAAGUUCCAUCAGUUGGAGAGAAGGAUUAUAUAAUUUUAUUCAAGAAUGGAAAUCUGAAGCUUGGAGGGGAAAGAGAACCUGUUCCUCGGCCCAAAAAGUGGCCUAUUGCCAACAUUCUGGCUCCAGGAGCUAAUAACAUUCCUGAUGCAUUCAUUGUUGGUGGUCCCUAUGAAGAAGAAGAAGGAGAACUCAACCAUUCUGAGGACAGGGAAUUUAGGAAUCAAGCAGAGUGCAUAAAGAAAAGGAUUAUUUGGGACUUGGAAAGUCGCUGCUACCUUGAUCCUUCUGCAGUUGUCAGUUUUCAGAAGCGAAUUGCUGAUUGCCGGUUUUGGCCUGUAGAGAUCACAAGAGUUCCUCUGAUUGCUGCACCCAAAGGGAAGGCUGGCAAACUUGAUAAGACCGAAGAUGAAAGUCAACUCUCAUUUCAUGGUGUGGCCUAUGUUAAUAUGGUGCCAUUGCUGUAUCCAGGUGUGAAGAGGAUUCGGGGAGCUUUUCAUGUUUACCCUUACCUAGACAGCACAGUCUUUGAAAAGACCAAAUGUUUAUACAGCGUAUUCCGGGACACUGGUCAUCAUUUGAUUCAUAAUAAUAAAAUAGGAGGAAUUAAUUCUCCACUGUCCAAACCUGUUUCUAAGACUCUGAAAGAAGAUAAAACAGUGAAGGAAAAGGAACUUGAUGGAAAGCUUCGGCCUGGGGAUGUGCAAGCACCUAGUAUAAGAUCUCAGAGCUCAGAUACUCCUUUGGAAGGUGAAACGCCUCUUACCCACAAUCCAGAAGGACAGCAAUAUUUAGAAGCAGGAACAUACAUUGUGUUGGAGAUUCAGCUGGACAAAGCCUUGGUUCCAAAGCGAAUGCCAGAGGAACUAGCCAGAAGGGUCAAAGAAAUGACUCCUCCAAGGCCCCCUCUCACCCGUCGGACAGGAGGAGCUCAGAAGGCGGUGAGUGACUACCACAUGCAGAUCAAGAACAUCUCUAGAGCCAUUCUGGAUGAGUACCACAAAAUGUUUGGAAAACAGAUGGCUAAACUGGGGAAUGAUAUAGAUACUGAAGCCCUGGAGGAGCAGAAGUGCCAGCUCAGCUACGAGCUUAAUUGCUCUGGAAAGUACUUUGCUUUCAAAGAGCAACUCAAGCAUGCCGCGGUAAAGAUUGUACGAGAGAAAUACUUGAAGACAGUGUCAUUUGAAAACCAGGAGGAACUGCAGACAUUUAUCAGUGAGCUUUAUGUGUUCUUGGUGGAUCAAAUGCAUGUGGCCUUAAACCAGACCAUGCCAGAUGACGUCCAAGAGACUGUCUCAACCAUUCCCACGAGCAGUGAACAGCUCCGACUCUUUGCAUUUGAAGCAGAAGUCAACGAGGACUUUGAAAUGGCAGCAGUGUAUUAUGAAGAGAGGUUGGUCCGGGAGCCCCAGAACCUGGAUUACUGGCUGGAUUAUGGUGCCUUCUGCCUUCUAAUUGAAGACAACAUGAAAGCACAAGAGUGUUUUCGGAAAGCCCUUUCCCUGAAUGAGAGUCAUAUCCACAGCUUGCUGCUGUGUGGUGUCCUGGCUGUCUUAAUGGAGAACUAUGAGCAAGCAGAAAUUUUCUUUGAGGAUGCCACUUGCUUGGAACCAACAAAUGUUGUAGCCUGGACUUUACUUGGUUUGUACUAUGAAAUUCAAAACAAUGAUAUUCGAAUGGAAAUGGCAUUUCAUGAGGCCUUCAAACAGCUUCAGGCACAAAUGCUGCAAGCCCCAGUAGCAAAGGAAAAGAGUACUGGAGGGUACAUGGAAGAAGGAAGGAAAAUGGAAUCCAGUUUAGGCCCUUGGGGAACCACAAAUGAUUUUUCCACAAUAGCAAUCAAGGCAGAAGCCCCAGCAGGACCAGGAGCUGCGUUAUCCAUUCUAGAUGAAUUUCUUGAAGACUCUUCUAAGCUGCAGUCUGAAUCACGAGAGCCCCUAAUAGUUACACAAUCUCAGGAUCCAGUUACUGGCCAAAGAACAUCUAACAUAUUUUUAAAGGAGAUACAGGAAAAAAAAGAAACAUCAAAAUGUCAAGAUUCACCAGCUUUUCCGCCUCCUACCCCUUAUCAUGGUGCUUCCCAAAUUUCUACCACAAUCUUCAUGGAGACCAUACGCUUCUUGAUGAAAGUCAAUGCUGUGCAGUAUGUGCACAGAGUGCUUGCACAUGAGCUGUUAUGCCCUCAAGGAGGCCCCAGCUGUGAGUAUUUCUUGGUGCUGGCCCAGACACACCUUCUCAAGAAAGAUUUUGUCAAGACAGAGGAAUACAUUCAACAAGCAGCCCAGAUGGACUAUCUGAAUCCCAAUGUCUGGGGAGUGAAGGGCCAUCUCUAUUUUCUGAGUGGGAAUCAUGCUAAGGCCAAAGCGUGCUAUGAGCGAACCAUUAGUUUUGUAGUGGAUGCUUCUGAGAUGCACUUCAUCUUCCUGAGACUGGGGCUCAUCUAUCUGGAAGAGAAAGAGCUGGAAGAACUCAUGGAAGCUGAGGAUGCGCUCUCUGAAGCCAAUGCCCUGAACAACUACAACGCUGGUUGGGCAUAUCUGGCUCUGGUCUGCCUGAAAGCUGGGCGGCAACUGGAAGCUGAGCAGGCCUACAAGUACACAAUAAAGCUGAAACUGAAAGAUGAGGCUCUGCUUGAAGAAAUCCACACUGUACAGGAAAUGGUUGGCUUUGGAGAUCCAUCUUUCUGAGGUCCUUGCAAGUGAAGAAUUUUCACUAUGGGGCUCUGAGCUCCUUUCCUUACCAGAGUUUCAUCAUAUGAAGCCUGGAGCUGGAGAACCAAGGAAUGUUCACCACAAACACAGAAACCUAUUCAUUUAUUUCUGUUGGCUGUUAUUGGA